AUGGUCUCAUUCUUGAAACAUUUGCGAAUUGAUCACGGCGAUUUACCGCACUGCGACCGAACUCCACCAAUGACACCAAAAACACCAAUGAGCCCUUUGGCUUCACCAUUUGUUCUCAAUGCAACUUCAUUCUGUUUCAGAAAAGGUUAGUUUAUCCAAAGCUUCUAGAAAGUUUUAUGAAAAUAAUUCGGAAAUUUCAGGUCCAGCAAGAUCGGUUGUUUAUCAACCAAACGGACAUCCGAAACAAGUUGUAAUUGACGGCGAAAUUUGGCCACCAAUUUUCAAACCCAAAAAUGUUCGAACUGCCAAAAUGAUGCAAAUCAAUGAGAACGAUGUGGUUAUCGCAACUUAUCCAAAAUGCGGUACCACAUGGCUUCAACACAUAACAUCUCAACUAAUUAAGGGUGUUGAUUAUAAAACUGGAAAGGGUAAUGGUAAGUUAUAUGACAUUUUCGAUGAAAUUAUCGAGAUCAAACUUUAUUUCUUCUUUUUUUCAGAGCUUUGUUUACAAAGUCCGAUGAUUGAAAGAAUGGGAGCACAGUUUGCGAAUAGCAUUCAAGGACCUAGAGUUUUGAAAACUCAUUUCAAUCAUGUCAAUAUUCCAAGAAGUCAAACAGCAAAAUAUAUUUAUUGUGUUCGAAACCCAAAAGAUUGCUUGACCAGUUACUUCCAUCAUAAUCGAAACUUCAAAAUCUACAACUGGGAACAUGGAACUUGGGAUGUUUUUGUUGAUCUUUUUGCAUCUGGCACAACUCGCUUUUGGAGAUUAUUUUGAUCAUUUGCUUUCUUGGAUUUCACACAUCGAUGAUGAAAAUGUUCUUUUCUUGAAAUACGAAGACAUGGUUGAAGAUCUUGAAGGAUCAAUUUUGAAAAUCGGACAAUUCCUUGGCGGCGAUGCAGCAAUGCGUGUUCAGAACUAUAACAGUCUUCGUGAAAUCGUUGAGAACAGCACAAUUGAUGCAAUGAAGAAAGAUCAGAAGCGUUGGUUCCCGGAAAAUAUUUUACACAAAGCGGAAUUCAUUCGAAAAGGAGGAUCUCGCGAUUGGAAAAAUCAUUUCACUCGCGAACAAAGUGAUCGAAUCGACUCAAUUUUCCAACAAAAAUUCGCUGGAACUGUUGCUGAAAAUUGGUGGAAAUAUGAGAUGGCUUGGGAUGACAAAGUCAGCUCGAUGGACAAUCUUUCGAUGUAUAGCAGUGGAGAAGGUCGCGAGUUAUUCCAACUUCCUCCACUCUCGCAACGUCGUUACAGUCGAGCAUCUUUGCUUUCGUCCGGUUAUGGUAGUGUAUGGAGUUUGGCUUCGGUUGCAGCAGCAAAAAAUGACUAA
This is a messenger RNA of Caenorhabditis angaria, 1325 nucleotides long. The record is from the annotation of a GenBank genome assembly. Lineage: Eukaryota; Metazoa; Nematoda; Chromadorea; Rhabditida; Rhabditidae.